Molecule: messenger RNA, 2970 nt
Organism: Penicillium salamii
Lineage: Eukaryota; Fungi; Ascomycota; Eurotiomycetes; Eurotiales; Aspergillaceae
Source: the annotation of a GenBank genome assembly
AUGCGGGUUCCUGUGAGGAACGGGGCCUUGACUCAUAUCUUUUGCAACCCCAGAACAUUCUCUCGCUUUGUUCCCUCUUCCAACCCUUUCACCAGGAUGGCCUCCACCACAGAUUGGUCCGCUCAGCGAGUCCGUGAUACUUUCUUGGACUAUUUUAAGCAAAAUGGCCAUACCUUUGUGCCCUCUUCACCCGUCGCUCCCUUGUCGGAUCCGACGCUCCUGUUCACCAAUGCGGGAAUGAACCAGUUCAAGUCCAUUUUCCUAGGCACCGUGGACCCCUCGUCAGACUUUGGCAAGCUGAAGCGGGCGGCAAACUCGCAAAAGUGUCUUCGCGCCGGUGGAAAGCAUAACGAUCUGGAUGAUGUGGGCAAGGACAGCUACCACCACACAUUCUUCGAAAUGCUCGGUAACUGGAGUUUCGGCGACUACUUCAAGAAAGAGGCUAUCACAUACUCGUGGACCUUGUUGACCGAGGUCUACGGGUUGAACCCGGACCGUCUCUAUGUCACUUACUUUGAGGGCAACGAGGCCGGUGGUCUGGAACCAGACUUGGAGGCCAAGGAAUUGUGGAAGGCAGUGGGUGUGCCCGAAGAUCACAUUCUGCCCGGAGAUAUGAAGGACAAUUUCUGGGAAAUGGGUGACCAGGGUCCCUGUGGACCCUGCAGUGAAGUCCACUACGAUCGAAUUGGUGGACGUAACGCUGCUCAUCUCGUGAACGAAGACGAUCCCAACGUGCUGGAAAUCUGGAACAACGUUUUCAUCCAAUACAACCGCGAGGCGGAUAGCUCCCUGCGAUCUCUCCCCAACAAGCACGUGGACACCGGAAUGGGCUUUGAGAGAUUGGUUUCCAUUCUCCAGGACAAGUCCUCCAACUACGACACCGAUGUGUUCACUCCCAUCUUCCAGGCGAUCCAGAAUGCUACCGGUGCGCGGGAAUACCGCGGUCACUUCGGUGCCGAUGAUGUCGAUGGUAUCGACACCGCCUAUCGUGUCGUUGCGGACCACGUGCGUACUUUGAUGUUUGCUAUCUCGGACGGAGUCAUCCCCAACAACGAGGGCCGUGGCUACGUGAUUCGUCGUGUGCUGCGUCGCGGUGCUCGAUAUGCCCGCAAGUAUUUCCAGGUGGACAUUGGUAACUUCUUUGCCAAGCUCGUGCCCACCGUGGUGGACCAGUUGGGUGAGAUGUUCCCUGAACUCAAGCGCAAGCAGCAAGAUGUGAUCGAGAUCCUCGACGAGGAAGAGCUGUCCUUUGCCAAGACCCUUGACAGAGGUGAGCGUCAGUUCGAGCAGUACGCCCAACAAUGCAAGGUCAAGGGCACUGAAAAGCUCCACGGAGCCGAUGUCUGGCGACUGUACGAUACCUUUGGUUUCCCCGUUGAUCUCACUCGGAUCAUGGCCGAGGAGCGUGGUCUUUGUAUCGACGAUGUUGAGUUCGAAGAGGCCCGUCUGAAGGCCAAGGAGGCCAGUAAGGGACAGAAGAAGACGGCGGAAGACACCGUCAAGCUCGACGUCCACGAUCUUGGUAACCUGGAGAAAAUGAACGACGUCCUCAAGACUGAUGACUCCGCUAAGUUUGGCCGAGGCAACAUCACUUCCCAUGUCAAGGCCAUCUACCACGGCAAGAACUUCUACAGCAGCACCGAUAAAAUUCCAGAGGGAGCUCAACUUGGUGUCAUCCUCGACAGCACCAACUUCUAUGCCGAGCAGGGUGGUCAGGAAAAUGACACCGGUAAGAUUAUUAUUGAUGGACAAGCGGAGCUUGAGGUUGGCGACGUCCAAUCUUACGCUGGAUAUGUUUUGCACACUGGCUUCAUGAAGUAUGGAUCGUUCGCGGUUGGCGAUUCUGUGAUCUGCGAGUAUGACGAGCUCCGCCGCUGGCCGAUCCGUAACAACCACACUGGAACCCAUAUCCUCAACUUUGCUCUGAAGGAAAUUCUUGGUGAUGGCGUGGAUCAGAAGGGUUCCCUGGUGGCAGCCGAAAAGCUCCGAUUUGAUUUCUCCCACAAGAGUGCCAUCUCCGAUGCCGAGCUGGAGAAGAUUGAAGCCAAGGCCACCGACUAUAUUCGCCAGAACUGCGCCGUCUACUCCCAAGAACUCCCUCUCGCCACUGCCCAGCAGAUCUCUGGUGUCCGAGCCGUGUUCGGCGAGACCUACCCGGACCCUGUUCGCGUUGUGUCCGUCGGCGUGGAAUUGGAAGAGAUUCUCCAGAACGUUAAAGAUCCUCGCUGGAAGGAAGUCAGCAUCGAAUUCUGCGGUGGAACCCACGUCCAGAAGACGGGUGACAUCAAGGAUUUGAUCAUCUUGGAGGAGAGCGGUAUUGCCAAGGGCAUCCGUCGCAUCAUCGCCGUCACCGGUGAAGAAGCGCAUGAGGUGCAGCGUGUCGCUCAAGAAUUCAGCCAGCGCCUGGACCAGCUGAACAGCUUGCCUCUGGGUCCCCAGAAGGAACGCGAGGCCAAGCAGGUUCAGGUGGAUCUCAACCAGCUCACGAUUUCUGCGGUCGAGAAGGCCCGGCUCCGCGAUCGCUUUACCAAGAUCAACAAGCAGGUUCUUGAUGGCCAGAAGGCUCAGCAGAAGCUGGAGUCCAAGAAGGCUGUGGACACCAUCACUUCCUACUUCGACGCUCCUGAGAACAAGGACAAGUCGUGGCUGGUGGUCCAGCUCCCCAUCACUGCCAACUCCAAGGCUGUCAGUGAAUCUCUGAACCAUGUCAAGUCCAAAUUGCAAGGCAAGAGUGUGUAUCUUCUGGCCGCGGAUUCUGAGCAGGGUCGGGUCUCCCACGGCUGUUAUAUCUCUCAGGGACUGAGUGACCAAGGUGCUUCGGCCAGUGAGUGGGCGGCCGUCGUGUCUGGUGCAGUUGGAGGAAAAGCCGGAGGAAAGGGCCCUACGUCUGUUGGUAACGGCACCAAUGCCGAUAAGGUGGACGAUGCUCUCUCGUUGGCCACUGACUAUCUGAGCAAGUUCAAGCUCUAG